AUGCCUGAUUUCCGUGGCCUAUGGCCUGCUUGUACUUCAGAUUGUUAUCGCCUUAUGGCCUUUGAGCCACCUCAACAGUUGUGCCCGCCGGAGCCCAGUCUACCUUUGUCCUCCACCUUAACUACGUCAGCCUCCGUAGCACUCGACGGCCUUGGGCCAUCGGUUACGGUAAGGAGUCAGUCUUCACAACAGCUUUCCACGCCUACUGGGUUGCUGGAUUUGCGUCUGACCCGGUCAGCUGAAGGUGUUGCCCAACAAGACCCGAUUUCCGGUCGCUAUGAGGCACCGCCGGUCGCU
This is a messenger RNA of Protopolystoma xenopodis, 297 nucleotides long. Lineage: Eukaryota; Metazoa; Platyhelminthes; Monogenea; Polystomatidea; Polystomatidae. The record is from the annotation of a GenBank genome assembly.